This is a messenger RNA of Electrophorus electricus (electric eel), 2875 nucleotides long. Its product is annotated as G-protein coupled receptor 26. NCBI's taxonomy places the organism in Eukaryota, Metazoa, Chordata, Actinopteri, Gymnotiformes, Gymnotidae. Gene Ontology annotation, molecular function: G protein-coupled receptor activity. Gene Ontology annotation, biological process: adenylate cyclase-activating G protein-coupled receptor signaling pathway. Gene Ontology annotation, cellular component: membrane. The record is from RefSeq and is a predicted model, not a curated record.
GAAGCAGAAAUCCUCUUCGGGUAAGAACGGGAUGUGAGCGCGUGGAUAUGGAUGAAUUCUAAAGCCAGCAUCAUGCCAUUUUUCAACUGCACCCGGUCUCUAGUGAAUUUCUUAACCGGGAGCCCGGGCUUUUGAGUAGAACACGCACCAUGGACUCUGUGGACGUGUUUGUGUGUCUUUUGGUAGUGGCAAUCAUCGUAGUAUCGUUGCUGUCCAACGUCUUGGUGCUGAUCUGCUUUUUGUACAACCCGGAAAUCAGGAAACAAGUACCAGGGCUUUUCACUUUAAACCUUACCUUCUGUAACUUGUUGCUAACCGUCUCCAACAUGCCGCUAACUUUGGUAGGACUCGUUAGCAAGGGGCAACCGGGGAGCGACGCGUUCUGUAACGCUGUCGGUUUCUUGGAGACGUUCCUGACCACCAGCUCUAUGCUGAGUAUGGCAGCGCUCAGCAUCGACAGGUGGAUCGCAGUGGUCUUCCCCCUCAGCUACCACUCCAAAAUGCGCCACCGGGACGCAACUGUAGUUCUAGGCUACACGUGGGUGCAUUCAAUGUCGUUUUCUGCGGCGGCUGCAUGUUUUUCCUGGGUGGGCUAUCAUCAACUUUACGCCUCAUGCACUCUGAGCGAGACAAGGGCGAGCCACGGCCGGACUCAGUUCAUUGUAUUUACCGUCACUUUUCACGCGCUAACCUUUCUCCUGUCAUUCGUGGUGCUGUGCAUAACAUACCUGAAAGUACUCAAAGUGGCACGUAUCCACUGCAAACGAAUAGAUAUUAUCACAAUGCAAACUUUAGUUCUUCUCGUGGACAUUCACCCAAGCGUUCGUCAGCGAUGCCUAGAGGAGCAGAGAAGGCGGCGGCAGCGCGCGACCAGGAAAAUCAGCACCUUCAUCGGCACGUUUGUGCUGUGCUUCGCGCCCUAUGUCAUCACAAGGCUUCUGGAACUCUGGCCUACAGUUCGAAUAACCCAGCACUGGGGGUUGCUGUGUAAAUGCUUGGCCUAUAGUAAAGCAGCAUGUGACCCCUUCGUCUACUCCCUGCUCCGGCACCAGUACAGGAAGACCUGCACUGACAUCAUCAACCGCCUCCUGAAGCGCAGGUCUAUGAACUCGAAUGAUUGGCAGCGCAGGACCGGCCCGAGCACCAUCGUCCAGGCCCUGGAGUCGCCCAGGGCGAUAAAGGGAUGUGCUCCGUGAGAGGCGGGACCUGUGGUGGAGGACCCUGAGGAGCCUGCACUCAUCAGAGCUGUGAUUCAGCAGGCCUGCCACUCACCAGUGGGAACAUGCCUUGCCUUGACAAAGGGGAAUCUGGAAGGCUCCACUGUCAUAUAAGUGUUCUAGAAGAGAACAUUCUAGACAAUUUUCUUAUACAUGGACAUUCUAGAAACCUUAUGGAUUAGGACUUCUAAUUUUUGGAGAUAUUUUUCAAUCAUUUUAUUACUUGCUUAGUACCUUCUUGCUGACCAGAGCUGUAGCUGUGAAUUUUAUGAGUCCUGAGUUCAGACACUAAGGGUGAUAUGCUGGAGGUUGGGGGACAUCUGUGGAGUUUUGUGGUUCACUCGAGGCUCAGCACAAGGUGAUACAGUAAACUGAUAUAGUUUGAAAAUUUGAUAGACUUUUAUUCAAAGAAAUAACAAGAGUUUAUAUCUCUUCAUGUCUAUGAAAUCUAGCCUCGCUUGUUAUUAUGACUCAUGGUAGGCUUGUGUGACUACACUAUUUCCAAAGGAAAUGUGUAUGCUUACAGAGAGCAUAAUACAAAAAUGUAGCGCUCAGCUUAACACUCCAUAGAGUGUAGCUUAGUGCCAAUACAGAGAACAACUUGUCAUUUUACCAGUAACGCUAAGUUGUAAAUGAGAUUAUUUUACUCAUUUUGUGUCUAGAAUUCUGCAUAGAAAUACAGAGAUAAGCCUGAAGGAAAAGAAAAGGGUUCUAUCCAGUUUCAAACACUAAAGUAUAAUCCACUGCAAGUAUAAUCCACUGUGCUGGUAUUCUCCACACACUAACCUCUACAGAAUGGAGAAUAGUGAGAAAAUAAAUGCCAUGGCCUAUAGGUCUUCAGCAGAAUCUUUCAUAUGUGGUGGACCUGUGGCACGACCUCAGAGUUUUCUCUCUGGAAACUUGCCUUUUUUCCAACAGACUCUUGAAGCAAUGCUAUGUGAAACCAAUUAAAGCCUGUGGCUGGCAGCAAAGAGGGGUCGGAGGAGUCAGUGUUGGGAUGGAGAGAGAUGGGACACAGACCAGGGCCAAGCUGUGCUGAUGCCUGUUCUCUCACACUGACAGAUCAAGUGUAGCGUAAAUGACAGGGCUAGUUUGAGCCUAAUGGACAAAUCACCACCCUGGCUUUUUAGUGCCUUCCUGCUCAGGCAUAAUUACAUUUAGAUUAAGGGCAGUGGACCUCGUGGCUGACCUGCAAGUGCUCCUACUGUAGCUCUCCAUAGCGCUUGUGAUAGCUGAAAUACAGGGUGCUGUUGGAAUAAGUCUUGGUGGUCAUUUGUAGCCAGUUUUAUCCGAUCCGUCAUAGGAAUAGAUGUCACAGAUGUAAUCAGUUUUCUUAUGGAGUACUGUUAGUACUGUUAACUUUAGUAGGCAGUAGUCAUUAAAGAAGAAAAUAAAUGACCCAGCAACUAGCUACCUCUGAACAAUUUACUCUGUUUUACAGUAAGUAAAUGAAUAAUGAGGUUAGUGUAAAGCCAUCUUCUCUAUAAUUAAAAGAUACACUGUAUCUGAUGAGUCUCUGCAUAUAUAAAACAAUCAAUAUAUAUAUAUACUAAUAUAUUUCUAGAAUGUAAUUGAUAUUCAAGAACAGGACCCUGAAGCUUGCCAAGGAGAUUGCACUAGUAAUGGGAAUUAACUGAAUAUGAGUGAGUGAGUGAGUG